Messenger RNA from Thlaspi arvense, 1368 nucleotides. The record is from the annotation of a GenBank genome assembly. NCBI's taxonomy places the organism in Eukaryota, Viridiplantae, Streptophyta, Magnoliopsida, Brassicales, Brassicaceae.
AUGUGGCGUCGCGAGGAUCGUCGUGCUCCGGGCGGAGGUUUCUGGACACCACCACCGACAUGGAACCUGAGGAAAAGAGUCUACGCGGCGAUGCCGAACUCGGAGAGAAAGAGAACAUCUUCGAUCGAGAAGCAAGAACCGUUUCACAUGAUCCACAAAGUUCCUUCCGGCGAUUCCCCUUACGUCAGAGCCAAACACGCCCAGGUAUCAUCAAUUUCUGAAAUUCCUUUCGAUUACUUUUGGAGUGAUUGUUCUCCGAAUGCUGUUGAUGAUUUAAGGAUCUUAUUUCCUGCGACUAGUAUCGGUUUGAUGAAAGAUUCACGAGAACAGUUGAUAAGCAAAGACCCAGAUCGAGCCAUUGCCUUGUUUUGGGCUGCGAUUAAUGCCGGAGAUCGUGUUGAUAGCGCAUUGAAGGACAUGGCAGUUGUUAUGAAACAAUUAAACCGAUCCGACGAAGGAAUCGAAGCGAUCAAAUCUUUCCGGUAUCUCUGCCCUUUCGAAUCCCAAGAUUCCAUUGAUAACUUGCUACUUGAGCUCUAUAAGAAGUCAGGGAGGAUUCAAGAAGAAGCUGAGCUGCUUGAACACAAACUGAAAUCACUUGAACAAGACACGAAUCACAGUGUCUCGAAAAGAUGCCACGGGAAGCAAAUCAACAUGACAAUCGAGCAAGAGAAAGCACGGAUUCUAGGGAACUUAGCUUGGGUUCAGUUACAACUUCACAACUAUGGAAUCGCUGAGAAACAUUACAGGAAAGCUUUGUCUUUGGAGCCUGACAAUAACAAGCAGUGCAAUCUUGCCAUCUGCUUGAUGCGUAUGGACAGGAUCACAGAAGCUAAAUCUCUACUUGAUGACGUAAGACAGUCUCUGCGGAAUCAAAAAUCGAAGGACGAACCGUUUCACAAGUCUUUCGAACGUGCUACAGAGAUGUUAGCGGAGAGAGAAGGAACCAUCAAAGUAGUAGCGGAUAAACCAAUUCCAAAAGUUCUUAUGAAAAGUAGCUCUUCUGAUAACUUCUCUCCGAGCCGUUCGUCUGCGAGCUGGACGAAUGAAAAGCAUGGUCCUGAAGUAGGAAACACGUACAAGAAGGACUCCUCGCGUGUUUGCUUUGAAUCGCCGAUUCUGAUUUCACAGCCACGGGAGUGUAAAUGGGGAGAUGAGGAGGAAGUGACAACACUUGCUGCUGCUCGAAGGCUAAGGUUUUACGAGAAGAAGGAGACGACGAGUGUGGAGUCUGUAGAGUCGGGUACUAAUGGACCUUGCAUAACAAGCAAGCUAAGGAAGAUGUGUGAAGAUUUAGUCAAAGAGGAUGCUUCAGGAUCAUCUUCAGCUUAUGCUCAGAUCAUGGACAUUGUUCAAAGAACCGUGUAG